Molecule: messenger RNA, 2544 nt
Organism: Torulaspora globosa
Lineage: Eukaryota; Fungi; Ascomycota; Saccharomycetes; Saccharomycetales; Saccharomycetaceae
Gene: CYK3
Product: Cyk3p
Exons: 1
Coding region: 1-2544 (847 amino acids)
Molecular function (GO): protein binding
Source: RefSeq, a predicted model, not a curated record
AUGUCUGUAAGUGUUCCACUGGCUCCUCCAUUCAAAGUUAAGGCAAGAUAUGGGUGGUCUGGUCAAACGAAAGGUGAUCUAGGGUUUUUAGAGGGUGAUGUUAUGGAGGUUACCAGAAUCACAGGAGAUUGGUUCUAUGGCAGACUGCUGAGAAACAAGAAGUGUUCAGGCUACUUUCCUAAUAAUUUUGUAAAUAUUCUGGAGGAACAAUUAAACAAAAGUAGUCGAAGUGCCACUACUGAAGUUGCGAGACCUGCUGCGAAAAUAUCUGUGCCACCGAUUCCGGCAAGAUCGAGAGGAAGAGCUUCAGAAUCCUCAGCUCCAAAAGAAAAACCAUCUUCGAAGCUGUAUGAGCACAGUUCUCGCUCAACGUCCGACCUUGCGCAGGAUACUAUCAACACCAGAAAAACGUUUCAUUACAGAUCGAGGCCUUCCCAUGAGGUAGCCGAUAGAUACGGGAGAUUGGGGAAUUCGCAAGAUGAUUUACCACCAUUGCCACCUAUACCUAAUAUGCAAUGUGAUAAGACUUCUCGGAGACUGCCGAAAUCAUAUUCUUCCAGCGACGUACCUUCCUCAAGCGACUCGAGAAGUUAUAAUCAUUACAGGGGAAAUCAGGCGUUCUAUGACGGUUACAAACCAGAAAAGUCUUCGCUGAAUGGAAACUCUAAUGCCUCGGGAAUCUUUUCCGAUUCACGGUAUCUUGCGACAUCUUCGGCCAGCAGUGAAGAGAGCUUUGCCCUGAUGAGCGACUUCAGCGCUACCAGUGCUGGUAGUUUUGCGAGACACAGAUAUGCCCAGUCAUUUACUGAUUCUCUGGAAAGAUCGCAGAGUCCGAGCUCGAAUGAAUUUAUUCAGGCGGAAUCAAAUAGCAAAAUGAGCGGCAUUCUUAAAAGGAUCACGCCAAAAAGUAACCCUGCAACUGGCAAGAGUAUUACAACACAGUCCGUUCAAUACCCAAGAUUGCCUGAUAUACAAAAUUUGAGCAUCUCCGCUAGCCACGACGAGGCCCGAGAUUGGCUCGCGGUCAAAACCCAUCUGAAUAGGUCACGGUCGUUGACCAAGUAUGAAAAGCAUCCUAGAUACAUGCGGGCACUAGAGCGCAACCGCGAUCUCGUGCUUCAUCCGCAAGACGCUAUUUACAACGGUUUGAAUACAAACGAAGUCACUUCUCAUGGUCAACCUGGAUUAAUUGAUAUUGAACUUUCUGCGAUGAACUUCGAUUAUAUCGACAAGAUGACAAGAAACAGAUGCGUCAAAGACGGCUCACUGAGACUCGAUAAUUGGGCGCAGACAACAUUUUCUGCCCGCUACUCGACGACCAUUGAGAAACUCAGAGGCAUCUACGUGUUCUGCGCUGAGACUUUUGAGUUAAUCGAUGAUCAUGGCUCUACCGAUUUUUCCCACUUUUCGAAGACACCCAAGAUUUAUGAUUCCAUACUUCAUCGCAAACAUUGUACACCAUACCAAUUGACAUGCCUAUACAAGGCUUUGACCAAUGCUUUGGGGAUUACUUGCGAGCUUGUUUUCGGGUUUCUCAAAACACCAACAGCUAAUGAUUAUGACUUCAAGUACAACCAUUGUUGGCUGCGAGUUUUGGUCAACAAAGAGUGGCGUUUCAUAGAUGUUAUCCUGGGCAACACAUCCAAUCCAAUCCAUGAGUUCGUUAAAAACAGAAAAAUAACAAAGGCAGAUGAUGACUAUUUUCUUGUCGAACCGUUGCGGUUCAUCUACACCCACAUACCGCAGAAAGAUUUUGAGCAACACAUCGUCCCCAGCAUUGAUAGACUAUCGGCACUUUAUUUGCCUUUAGUUUUCCCGUCGUUCUUCACAAAUGGUCUGAAACUCUACAAAUACAGCACGGCUCUUGCCUUCUUAGAGGAUUCAGAGAUAUUUGAAUGUUCGUUGGAAAUUCCAAGCGACAUCGAACUCUUUGCUUCUGUCGUGAUCCCCAGCACAGGCACCAAAGUGUCACACGAGUACAGAAAGAUGGAGCUUGCGCUGGUUCAAGUCAAGAGGCACAAAACAGACAACUCUCAAAGAAUAGCCGUGGUCAAGGCAGUACUUCCACCUGGUGCAAAUGAGGGCACUCUAUAUAUACAUUCUGGUGUCAGAGGAAUACAGACGACUGUCGCUAACGUGCAUCCUCUCUCCAUGAUGGUUCCUUUGAAGCACGUCGGCUCAGAAAUGAAGUACGAAUUCGCCGUUCGUAAGCCCUCGGAAAGUGUUCAAAAAGUCGAGAUGUAUAUCAUUGGACCUCAGAACAAAUUCCUAUUUGCCAACAAUGAAUAUGACUUCGAAGUCAUCCAGCAUCCGUUCGACAGCGUCAUAUAUUCGCCAACUGCCCUCGCGAAGAAUCGUCGCCAACCGAUGGCCAUUAAAUCACCCUCUGGAAAAAUCUACGAGCUACGCAAGAAUGACCCGCAUUUUGCAUAUGGUACUUGGAAGACGGCCGUCCAUGUCAGGGAGACAGGCACCUGGACCGGCCUGGUGACAGCAGAUUCCGGCGUUGGCUGGUGUGCCUUCGCAGAAUGGCUGUGUGUCUGA